Molecule: messenger RNA, 978 nt
Organism: Sclerotinia trifoliorum
Lineage: Eukaryota; Fungi; Ascomycota; Leotiomycetes; Helotiales; Sclerotiniaceae
Source: the annotation of a GenBank genome assembly
CGUUGUAUCCAAGUUUACGAUGAUGCUCUACUCACCGCUUCCAGAGGGAGAAAUUUGAAUCGUACGUCUUCUUCCGGGCGAAGAUGCCGAUAAAGAAAUAUGUUGCUACCUGAUACACCAAAUCCAUGAACCGGGAACAAAUUCGGCGCUAUAAUAUGUCUGUGGAAUCCGAAUCCACAACAAACAAUCUCAGUUAACGGAGAGACCGUCUCUGUUACACCAAAUCUCUUUUAUGUGUUUCGAAGCUUACGUCAUACGACAAAAGUGGUGAACCUAUGGAUUGAUGAACUUUGCAUUAACCAGGAAGACAAUGAGGAAAAAGGAAUCCAAGUGAGAAAGAUGGCAGAGAUAUAUCAAGCAGCCGAUACUACUCUAGCAUGGAUGGGUGAAGAGGCAGACGUUAGCAACUUGGGCAUGGAGCUGCUCCAACGCUGGGAAGAAAUGGGUAAAGUUCCUCUCUGAAAUGGACGGCUUGUCAAAACAGGAGGGAACCCCCUUCGUGCUCGCUGCGACGAAUAGGCCCGCUGACCUUGAUGAGGCUUUCUUUCGUCGCCUCCUCAAAGAUUCUUUUCCAGCUCCCUGAAGAAGGCCCUCGAGCCAAAGUCCUAAAGCUGUUUUUGAUGGCGGAGGACCUGGACGAAAAUAUUGAUGUUGCUACUUUGGCGGAGCUGACAGAGGGGUACUCCGGAUCUGAUCUUAAGGAUUUAUGUGCCGAGGCAACCAUGAUUUGUGCGAUUGAGCAGGUCAAGAUGAUUCCUACUCCCGACGAAAACGGAGAGGAGACGGGGAGUAAACAAACAGUAAAAAGGGAGCUGAAGCUAGAGCCGAGGCACUUUGCGGAGGCACUGAAGAGGAUUCGCCCAAGUGUUUCCCAGCGAGCUGUGAAGGGGUUUUAGGAGUUUGCAGAUCGAUUUAACCAGGAAUUAUUGAAGCCGAAGCCGAAGACAUUAUUUUCAAGAGAUGUUAAUACUGAAGUCA